CAGCUGACUGGAAACGCAGAUUGAUUGUCCACAGAGCGGUAUGUGCUGGUUUGAUUCAGUGCAGGAUGACAACAACUCAACACGAUAUGAUAAUGAAAGAAAAGUGGAUCAACAUUAGUCCAUAACCCUGGGUGUUUGGAUGCUUCCACAAAUUCGAGUCAUCAUGGAGAAAUCCUUGGCAGAGUUAAAUAAACCUGGCUCCCGGUCAACGUCAUCGCUACCACCUGAGCCGGUGGACAUCCUUCGCAACAAGUCAUGUUUCCGCAGGGUCAGGCUGAAUGUCGGGGGUCUCCCACAUGAAGUCCUGUGGCGAACGUUAGAUAGGUUACCAAGAACACGCCUGGGAAAGUUAAGAGACUGCAACACCCAUGAGUCUCUGAUGGAAGUUUGUGACGACUACAACCUAGAUGAGAACGAGUACUUUUUUGAUAGACAUCCAGGUGCAUUCACUUCAAUUCUGAACUUUUAUCGCACGGGUAAGUUGCACAUGAUGGAGGAAAUGUGCGCCCUGUCAUUCAGUCAAGAGCUUGACUACUGGGGCAUCGACGAGAUCUACCUGGAGUCGUGCUGCCAGGCCAGAUACCACCAGAAGAAGGAACAAAUGAACGAGGAACUCAAAAGAGAGGCAGACAAUUUAAAGGACAGAGAGGGGGAAGAAUUUGACAACACAUGUUGUGCUGAAAAACGAAAGAAACUUUGGGAUCUCCUGGAAAAGCCCAGCUCAUCGGUUGCAGCAAAGGUCUUGGCCAUCAUCUCCAUCCUCUUCAUCGUGUUGUCCACAAUUGCCUUGUCUCUGAACACGCUACCAGAGCUGCAAGAAACAGAUGAGUUUGGCCAAUCCACAGACAACCCACAACUGGCCCACAUUGAAGCUGUGUGUAUUGCCUGGUUCACCAUGGAGUACCUUCUCCGUUUCCUCUCCUCUCCCAACAAGUGGAAGUUCUUCAAGGGUCCACUAAACGUCAUUGACCUGUUGGCUAUUCUGCCCUACUAUGUCACAAUCUUUUUGACAGAGUCCAACAAGAGUGUGCUGCAGUUUCAGAAUGUACGCCGUGUGGUUCAGAUUUUCAGGAUCAUGCGUAUCCUGCGUAUCCUGAAGCUGGCUCGUCACUCCACAGGGCUUCAGUCUUUGGGCUUUACCCUUAGAAGGAGCUACAAUGAGCUGGGCUUGCUCAUCCUUUUCCUUGCCAUGGGUAUCAUGAUCUUCUCCAGUCUAGUGUUCUUUGCUGAGAAAGAUGAAGAAGAUACAAAGUUUAAAAGCAUUCCAGCUUCUUUUUGGUGGGCCACUAUUACUAUGACCACAGUAGGCUAUGGAGAUAUCUACCCAAAAACUCUUCUGGGAAAGAUAGUGGGGGGCUUAUGCUGUAUAGCUGGUGUACUGGUGAUUGCCCUACCUAUUCCCAUUAUUGUAAAUAAUUUCUCUGAAUUCUAUAAGGAGCAGAAGAGGCAAGAAAAAGCACUUAAACGAAGGGAGGCUCUAGAGAGGGCCAAGAGAAACGGUAGCAUUGUCUCGAUGAACUUAAAAGAGGCAUUUGCUCGAAGUGCAGAACUGAUGGAUGUAGUGGUAGAGAAGAGUGAAAGGCCUCAUGACAACCAUCUCUCUCCAAGCCGUUGGAAGUGGACCCCCAAGAGAGCUGCAUCAGAGACGAGCUCAAACCGUUCAUUCAAUGCUCACGAGUUAGGCUCUCCCAACAAGACCAGAACUACCAGCCCCCAGAGGUUAAAUGUUCAGAAGCUAGAGGAGAUGUACAACCAGAUGGCCAAGACACAGUCCCAACCCAACCUCAACACUAAAGACAGGGGCUCCAGGGUUGGCAAACAGAGGGAUGAAAUAGAGCUAGGAGCAAUCCAUGACCACGGAGCACCAGUGUUAGGAACCAGAGAAGGAAUUGGGGACAUGAAAAGUUUGUCCAGCAUUGACAGUUAUAUUAGUUGUGCAACAGAAUUCCAGGAGAAUACACGCUUCAGCCAAGGUCCAGCGAUAGAGUUGGGUCUUCAGGAAAGCAGCCGGUUCUCCCAUAAUCCUGUGAUAGCUUUGUCCAGUCAGGCCAGUGCAAAAACAGGCCAGCAAACUUCUGGGGAGCGUGAACCUAUGCUGACGCCAGUGUCAGUUUCAAAACCUUCAUGCUCAGAAAGUGCACGGAAAUUCUUCUUCUCUGGCAACUCCUCGAAAAGCCUUAUCCCUAAAGGAGGUUACCGCAGUGAGGGGGAGUCAGGACCAUCCCCCCUCUCAGACAGCUCAGUUCUGUCAGACCACUCUCUGUUAAGCCCUGAAGCUUCUGUCUACACCACUGCCAGCAGCAGGACCCCACCGAAGUCUCCAGAGAGCACUGCCCUUGCACCCACUGUCUUCACCUUCCACGACUCAUCCAUCAGUAAAUACAUCGACGCAGAUACAGACGACGAUGAACAUCUCCGCGAUGUGUCUGACACCAGUCCCUCAGAACGUCUGUUGGCUGGUUCAAGCCCAAAAUGCAGCAUCAACAUAAACUACCAGAGGGGCACCAACCAUUUUGAGGCAGCCCAGAAAAUGUUGGGUCAAAACUGUCUGUUCCCCCUUGAAGGGAUCCGUGGGGUUACUCACGAGAAUCACGUGGGACCUGAGAUGGCACGUAGACCAAAAGGGGAGAGGGGGCGUCAAAAUACUUUGGACAAAGGCCUUUGAGGUCCGACUGUGUUGAACAGAAACAGGAAGCAGAGGCAUGAAUGAUCAUGGUAGGUUCUCAAGACUAAAAACUAUCUAUAAGACAGAGGCAAAGCAUGAGGCAGAGACAAGGAGUCUCACUGAAACAUUUCACAAAUUACUUGAGUGUGCCAUUGGGCAAAGAGCUCUUGCCCAAUGUGUGUGGUGAAUACUCUGGGAGAAAAACAUUUCUGAAUUAGAGAAUGUCACUGCCCCUUCUUCAGCUCAUUCCUAUUAGCUGUAUCCCACUUUCAGAAAACAAAGGCACACUCCCAGGUAGAGAGAUCCCUGUGGAACCAGAAUGGAUCAGAGAUGUGGUUAUAACCUGUUUAACCAAAUGAAUGAUGUGGUUUUAGUGGCAAGGGUUUUCUCUAUAUUCUAUAGGAAGAAAACAAAUCCCAGCUGCCCACUGUCCCAUUACUGACUCCCGGUUCAUUUUGUAGUCUUGGAGAUACAGGAGAGGACCUAGAAGCCUAUAAGCUACUUACUCGUGCCCUCCAUUCCCAAACCUGGCCUUAGACAUCGACAUUUGUAGGGGAGUGUGCAUGUCUUUGUGUGUGCAUGUGAGUGUGAAUGCUGAUGGGUAAUCUAAUGGAAAUACAUGUAUACACACUCUUGAGAUCGUCUCAUCUGAUUUAUUUUUUUAUAGAUGCGAAAAAGUUCCUUAUAGAAAUAUGUGAUUUGCCAGUCUGCUUUGUCUUUACAUCCGAUGUGAAGCGUAUUUUCUGUAAGGUUUAAUGUCUUGGCACAGAAGCUGCCGUAACUGGAGGCUGCAGUCGAUUAUCUAUUAGAAUAUGAUUUUUUAACAGUAUUUUGCAAUCCUUUAUUUUCCCAUGUCAUGGUGAGAAUGGAUUAUACUUUCAGAUCUCUACUAGUGAAUACUCUUUAGGCAUCACAGUAUCAUUUCAAAAGAUGAAAGUGAAGGACCAAGAGUUUUUGAUAUAUGGGCUCACAUAAAAGCCAGAUCUAAUAGUCUUGUUUGCGGCAUAAAGUGCACAUUUAUGAAGCAUGCAUACACCCAACAUGUUUAGCAUACGGAAACAUAACGAUCUGUUUAUCCUUCAUAUCUUCAAAUAUAACAAAUACAAGGAAUUCCUCUAAUAUUUUUCUAAUGUUUACAGCAUUCUGACAUAAAGUUGAAGUUUCAGUAAGAGAUGUCCCGCAUGCAUUGGCCUUCCUCUUAACUACAUAAAAGCAGCCAAAGAUCACACAUGAAGAUACAUGUAUUAAACAGUAAAUGCAUCCAUCUCCACUCUAUACCUUAAGCUGUAGAAACAGUAUCUAUAAAAUAAGCUCUAACAGCACAAAAUAUACAAAACCAGGAACACUUUGCCAAAAAAAAAAAAAAAUCAGUUGUAAAUGCUAGAACUGUUGCAUGAGCACAGAAACACCCACAAAACAUACAUAAAGGUACUGAAGACAAUCUUCUGGAGACAUAGAUGUACUUAGUUUCCAUGGUGACGGCAGUUGUCGUCAAAUGCUGGCAGCAGCUAAGCAACGGUUUGUUAAUUGGGAUGGGGAAGGUCUGAUUGCAUGUAACAUAUGCCCACACACGUGUAAAAACUUACACAGAAAUACCCAGACGUAGACCUGUAAAACGACGCAGUAGUUACAUGUUAACAGAGCCACUCCUCACGCAUUCAUGACUACUGUAUAAACACAACUCAUGUUUACUGUUGAGCCAGUAGCAACCUACAAACCUGCACAUUUCUACAUAGUGUAAAUGUGUUUUCAUUUCUUGUCUGAGGAGCCCACAGUGCAUUCUCUGUCAUCUUUUGUUUAUGAUGCCAUACAGCUGAUUGAGACAUAGUUUUACAUAACAAAUACCUGAGCAACAGAAGAAUCAUUACAUUUGAGGACAAACCCCUCAGAAAGAAUAUACAGAGACAAAUGUACCACGUUUCCUGAGUAAAACAUAUGAUACAGUAGAAAUCCUCUUCAUCAUAAUCCCAGUCUUGAGUAUUUCAAUAUGUAUACAAUUUACCUUCAUUUGCAUCAUCAUGAUUCAAUUACAGAUCACUGCUCUUGCUUUAGUGUACAGGUAUAAUGUUUCUGUAAGAUUUAAGAGUAGGUAUGUUAACACUGAAAUGAAUCUCACUACCAACUAAGCAAAUUCUCACAGAUCAAUGACCAAGCUCGAAUCUUUUCAUCUCUAGUGUGCACAAAUCUCUAAAGGUUACAAGGUGAAAAAGAUGUUGAAAACUGCUGUAAAUGUAGGUGUUGAAUAAAACGUCAUUCAGAAGUCCAUAGAAGGUGACUGACAUAUAUUUGUAAGUGCUGAUGUUAAAAGUCUAAUCACAAACCCUGAUUUCAUUUCCUGUUCUAAUCACAGAAUUGAACCAUUUCAUAUUGCUCUCCCAUAGUGAGAGGAGCUGAGGUGUGAAUGGAAUAGCAAUGAAUGUGAGAGGCAGAGUGAGGCAUGUGUGCGUCUGUAUGUGUGUGACUGCUGUAAAGCCAGGGCAUUAGAGCAGUGUAGCUGCCAGUUAAUGGAGAAGAAUGAGCUGUUUCCGUUGUAUGCAUGCCAGGGGAUUCCUACUUUUGUUUCUCUAUAUUCUGUCCACAGUUUUUACUGUAAACACACAGCACUAGCAUAGAUUACAUUACAAAGAAAUUAUCAUUGGGGAAAUUAUGCUUAUAUAAGCAUCCCUUUAAUUUAUUUAGUUGUCAUUUACAGCAGAGGGGAGAGGUACGGAGAGGGAGGUGUAUGAUCAUAAAUCUUAUUUCUUUAUUUCUGAAAAAUGGAUGAGGUAAACAUAUGCAACAUUUAGCUGUCCUCAUCUGUUCCUGUAGUUAUUUUCAUACAUCACCUCAUUCUUUCCAUAAUGAAUCUCAGUAAAUCCUAAUGUUACAUCAUUAGGUGGGAGUGGCACAUGUUCAAACACCAUAAUGAAAAUAUGAUAACUGUAGGCUUCGGUUUAGCUGACUCACAAAUGAAACAUUUAUUUAUAAACCAGUCAAAAUCUGGUUCCUGUUCAGCUUGCAUUACUCAUGAUGUCAUGAAAUACUAAGGCCAAUGUAUGACAAAAGUGUCAACAUCUUUUACCUGUUACAACUAAAUGUGAGCACAUUUUGUGUAUAAACUAAAUUAGUCAGACCUUACAAAAAUAAGGAGGAUCAUGUUUUUUUUUUUUGCUAUAAUAAAGGGCAUUCAGAUUAGAAAAAUCUCACAAAGCAUCAGUAGAAGGUUUUUUAUAUUACAGUUGUCAGGGACCAUUUUUUCAUGAAAAUAUCUCUUAACAAUGAUGACAAUCAAUAGCUCAUGAAUAGGCAGCAAGCACUACUGACAGGAGCUGAGAUUAUGGGCAGAUGUUAAUGUGCAUACACACUUACACACAGUAUUUACAUCCCGGCACAGUAUUGAUGCUCUAAAGCCUUUAGAAAUGGAAGUUUAAAGUACCUUCAGGCAUGUUCUGAUUUGAUACUUAGACUGUGAUACUGUGACAUGAUACAUUACAAUAUAAAGCAUGGUCAUUUAUUUUUACAAUUCAUACCUUUGCCAUUUUAUUUGGGAACUUAACUUCCUUCCAUUUCCAAAUGAGCCAUCUUAAAAUAAGAAAUUAUAUAUCAUAAAAUAUCUUUUUUUUAUUUUAGUGAGAUCCCUGUGGAAUCAUUCCGAUGUGAGUCAAAGGACUAAACCAUCAUGCUUUAUGAAGAAAACAUAAUCAAGUCUUUUAUUUCUUAUUUAUUAAUGCACAUUAAGAUGAAGAGCACAGAUACUCAGACAUUUCCAUUAAAAAAGACUCCAAACUGUACAGUUAACGCAUUUAGUUUAAAGCAGAAUUUGGUUGUUGCUUUAGCUGCUAAAUUAAGUGUAAAAAGGUUGAAGUAUUUUUUUUUUUUUACAUCAUUGUCAGAAUCACAUAGAACCCUUUCAAGGACCCGAGGUAGUUUCCAAAACCCUGUGAGAACCACAGAUUUAGCAAGACACACUGAAUUUAACACUGUAUUACGGGGUUGGGGUCGAUUCAGGAUGCCUUGACGGAGUAAAACAGACAUUACACUCAACACUUAAGGGAGCCAAUGUUAGACCAUAACACAUUAAAACUAGUACAAAUUU
Sphaeramia orbicularis (orbiculate cardinalfish) is the source of this 6740-nucleotide messenger RNA. It is a transcript of the gene kcnb1, whose product is annotated as potassium voltage-gated channel, Shab-related subfamily, member 1. NCBI's taxonomy places the organism in Eukaryota, Metazoa, Chordata, Actinopteri, Kurtiformes, Apogonidae. Gene Ontology annotation, cellular component: membrane; voltage-gated potassium channel complex. The transcript is spliced from 4 exons. Gene Ontology annotation, molecular function: delayed rectifier potassium channel activity; protein binding. Bases 140 to 2665 code for a protein of 841 amino acids. The record is from RefSeq and is a predicted model, not a curated record. Gene Ontology annotation, biological process: potassium ion transmembrane transport; protein homooligomerization; action potential.